AUGGAGUCUUUAAUGAAUGUUAACCGAAAAACACUUCAUGUUCUUAUGUUCCCAUGGUUGGCUCAUGGACACAUAUCUCCCUAUCUAGAGUUGGCCAAAAGACUUACGAAGAGAAACUUCGUAAUCCAUUUGUGUUCAACCCCAGCAAAUUUGAGUUCCAUUAAGCACAAAAUUGGUGAAAAGUUUGCACGUUCGAUUCGACUAGUAGAACUUCAUCUCCCAAAAUUGCCUGAACUUCCUCCUCGUUACCACACCACCAAUGGUCUCCCUCCCAACCUCAUGCCAACCCUCAAAAGAGCAUUUGAAAUGGCAGCCCCUAAUUUUGCUUAUAUUUUGAGCACCAUUAAGCCUGAUUUGCUAAUUUAUGAUUUUCUUCAGCCAUGGGCGCCAUUGGCUGCUGCACUCCUUAAUAUACCUGCGGUGGAGUUCAUCACUAGCAGUUCCAGUAUGACUGCUUACAUGUUCCAUUUCUUUAAGCACCCCGGCAUCGAAUUCCCCUUUCCGACACUGUUCUAUCGUGAAUACGAGCUUGUUCAUCGAGCCAAAUUGCUGGAGUCUGCUACCGAUAAACAGGUAAAAGAACAUGCUUUUCAAGGUAUUCAAAGGUCAUCUAAGAUUGUUCUGGUAAAGGGCUUUAGGGAGAUUGAGGCUAAAUAUAGUGAUUAUCUUUCCAGUUUAGUAGGGAAGAAAAUUGUUCCUGUUGGGGCAUUGGUUCAAGAUCCCACACAUGAAAAUGACAGUUCAGAUAUCAUAGAAUGGCUAGAUAAAAAGGAUAAAAAUUCCACUGUUUUUGUUUCUUUUGGGACUGAAUAUUUUCUUACAAGAGAAGAUAUGGUGGAACUGGCUUAUGGUUUAGAACUUAGCAAUGUCAAUUUCAUAUGGGUUGUUAGGUUUCCCAAGGGAAAGAAAACCAUACUCGAAGAUGCUUUGCCAUUAGGGUUUCUUCAAAGGGUAAGGGAGAGAGGACUGGUGGUAGAGGGUUGGGCUCCACAGGCUAAAAUAUUGAACCAUCCAAGUAUCGGUGGCUUUGUUAGCCACUGUGGAUGCAGUUCUGUGAUGGAGGGUAUGAAGUUUGGUGUUCCAAUCAUUGCCAUGCCAAUGCACCUAGACCAGCCACUCAAUGCCAGGCUGAUGGAAGAUGUAGGGGUUGGAAUGGAGGUAGUGAGGGAUCAUUUUGGAGAUCUUCAGAGGAAGGAGGUGGCAGCCGUGAUCCGCCACGUGGUGGUCGACACUGGUGGAGAAUCUAUUCGGACGAACGCGAGAAAAAUGAGUGAGAAGAUCAGGAUCAAGGGCGAUGAAGAAAUUGAUGAGGUUGUGCAAGAACUUGUGCAGCUUUGUGCUAUCAAGAAACGCCGUGGCUUCCAUUGA
Molecule: messenger RNA, 1368 nt
Organism: Olea europaea var. sylvestris
Lineage: Eukaryota; Viridiplantae; Streptophyta; Magnoliopsida; Lamiales; Oleaceae
Product: beta-D-glucosyl crocetin beta-1,6-glucosyltransferase-like
Exons: 1
Coding region: 1-1368 (455 amino acids)
Molecular function (GO): UDP-glycosyltransferase activity
Source: RefSeq, a predicted model, not a curated record